CUCUCUCUCUCUGUGUGCUAGUUGGAGAGUCAGUAUCGCGGGUGGUUGGAGGUAAAGCUGUAAGGGUCGGAGGUUUGGAGGAGUGUGGGUGAGCGGAUCAGGCUGUACGGCGGGGUUUUAGCGGAAUACUCUGAUAUCAGCACGAGCUCGCGGAGCUUCAGCACCAGCAUGCUGCUCAUCCUGAUACUCAGCGUCCUCGCUCCUGCUCUGGGGGCCGGCAACUAUUACUGUGAAGAUCCGCUGGUGGUGUCCCUCCCCUCGGGCUCCUUUCAGAGCUCAUCAAGAUCCUCCGACAGCCACUCGGCACACUUUGCAAAACUGAACAGAAAGGACGGCGCUGGUGGGUGGUCUCCAGACAGCGAGGAUCAUCGACCGUGGCUUCAGCUGGAUCUAAGGGAUCGCCUGGAGAUAACGGCGGUUGCCACCCAGGGUCGAUGGGGCAGCUCGGACUGGGUGAGCAGCUACCACCUGCAGUACAGCGACUCCGGGAGAACCUGGAGAUCCUACAGACAGGAUGACGUGCCGUGGACAUUUCCAGGUAACACAGAUACAGACUCAGUAGUCCAGCACAAGCUCCAGCACUCCAUCAGGACCAGGUACCUGCGACUGCUGCCCCUGGAGGGAAACCCCAGCGGAGGAACCGGGCUCAGACUGGAGAUCUAUGGCUGCACUUACAAGUCAGACGUGGCAGAUUUUGACGGCCGCAGUGCUCUGCUCUACCGGUUCAACCAGAAGUCCACCAGCACGGUGAAGAACGUGAUCUCGCUGCGGUUCCGCAGCCGGCAGGCAGAGGGCGUAUUGGUUCACGGUGAAGGACAGCGAGGAGACUACAUCACCCUGGAGCUCCAGAGAGGACGACUCGCCCUGCAUCUCAACCUCGAUGACACUAAGCCCCAGUCCAGCAGCAGACCCACCUCGGUGAUGUUGGGCAGUCUGCUGGAUGAUCACCUGUGGCACUCAGUCCUGAUCGAGAGGUUUAAUAAGCAGGUGAACUUCACGGUGGACAGGGACACUCAGCACUUCCGCACUCAGGGGCAGGAGGACUCUCUGGAGGUCGACUAUGAGCUCAGUUUUGGAGGAAUUCCGCUUCCUGGUAAACCUGGGACAUUUCUGCGAGAAAAUUUCCACGGCUGUUUGGAGAACCUGUAUUAUAAUGGAGUUAACAUCAUCGACAUGGCCAAGAGACGCAAACCUCAGAUCUACACUGUGGGUAACGUGACGUUCUCCUGCUCCGAGUCUCAGCCGGCUGCUGUUACGCUCCUGAACUCUACCGGCAGUUACCUGGCGCUGCCCGCUGACCCCGCCUCCGCCGGGGACGGGCUGACCGUACGCUUCCAGUUCCGCACCUGGACCCAAAACGGCCGGCUCUUCUCUGUAGCGCUGACCCGCGGCCCGGACCCCGCCUCCCUCAUCCUGCAGAUCAGCGAGGGGAUCCUACAUCUGUCCCUCCGAGAACCUCCACAGACCUCAGCUCAGAUCUCUGCUGGUCAGAGUGUAUGUGAUGGACAGUGGCACUCGCUGGUGGUGGAGGUGAAAGGUCAGCAGGUGUAUCUGACGGUGGACAGUCAGAAGCCGGUGUUUAUGGAGAUCGCUCGUCUCACUGAAAGCCUGCAGAGAACCACCGUCUUCCUGGGAGGCUGCCCUGUGCUGCAGAACGACCUUGCCCCUGAGGGACAGUGCACGAGGCCGCGGGCCGUAUAUCAGGGAUGCCUCCGUCUGAUCUUCAUCAACAACCAGCCUGUCAACCUCGGCAGGAUUCAGCAAGAAAAGCCGGAGAACUUCAGCCAGAUCAGCUUCGAUAUCUGCAGCAUUCGAGACAGGUGUGUUCCCAAUUUCUGUGAACAUGGUGGAGUGUGCUACCAGUCCUGGGACAAUUUCUACUGUAACUGUUCAGGAACGGGAUACAGAGGAGCGACCUGCCAUAACCCUAUAUAUGAGCGAUCGUGUGAAGCCUACAGGAAGACAGGAAGUCCUGCGGGGGUCUUCACCGUCGACCCUGAUGGCAGUGGUCCCCUGGAGCACACACAGGUCAACUGUACCCUGACAGAGGACAAAAUCUGGACGGUCAUAGGUCACGAUCACCUCCAGCCGGUCAGCGUUAGGGGCUCGACUCCCAGAAGCCCCUUCAUUCUCAUCUUCAACUACUCAAUUUCACCCUACCACCUCCGCUCCUUAGUGGCCUCCUCAGAACAGUGCCAUCAGGAGGUCACUUAUCAAUGCAGGAAGUCCCGCCUCUUCGACACAUGGGAUGGGACGCCUCUGUCGUGGUGGCUGGACCGGGACGGGGUGAAGAGGACGUACUGGGGAGGUGUCCUGCCGGGAGUCCAGCAGUGCUCCUGCAGUCUGGAGGGAAACUGCAGAGACAUGAACUACUUCUGCAACUGCGACGCCGACCAGGACGCAUGGGUGAAUGAUACCGGUCUGUUAUCAUAUAAAGAUCAUUUACCGCUCAGUGAGAUCGCGAUCGGAGACACGAACAGAACCGGUUCUCAGGCUCUGUUCCGGAUCGGGCCGCUGCGCUGCUCUGGAGAUCGAUUUUUCUGGAACUCGGCUUCAUUUUUUGUGGAAUCCUCGUAUCUGCACUUCCCCACGCUGCAGGCCGAGCACAGCAUGGACAUCUCCUUCUUCUUUAAGACCAGCGCUGCCUCUGGGCUGUUCCUGGAGAACGUGGGGGUGCGGGAUUUCGUCAGGCUGGAGCUGAGCUCUCCUUCAGCCGUUACCUUCACCUUUGAUGUGGGGGACGGCCCAGUGGUUCUCACCAUCACGGCCCCCGUGCCGCUGAACGACCGGCAGUGGCAUCACGUGCGAGCCGAGAGGAACGUGAAGGAGGCGUCGCUCCAGGUCGACCUGCUGCCCGUCCAGCUGGUGGAGGCGGGUCCUGAAGGACAGUACCGACUCCAGCUCAGCGGGCAGCUGUUCGUAGGGGGAGCUCCCACCACUCAGAGGGGUUUCCUGGGGUGCCUGCGCGCCCUCAGCAUCAACGGGAUGACCUUUGACCUUAACGAGAGGGCGAAAAUGACCCCCGGUAUGAAUUCGGGCUGCCCGGGUCACUGCAGCAGCGACAGCCUCUGCCAUAACGGAGGGAGGUGUGUGGAGAACCGGAACAGCUAUAUGUGUGACUGCUCUCAGACAGCGUUCGAUGGACCCAACUGUAGAUCCGCUGUCUCGGCGUCCUUUGAGAGAGGAACGUCUGUAACGUACGCCCUUCAGGAGCCGUUCUCCGUCAUGCAGAACCAGGAUGUCAGGAAGCUGCAGACCGAAGCCGUCAAAUCUCGGGAAAACCUGGCGUUCGGCUUCCUGACCAGACAGGCCCCCGCCCUGCUGUUGACCGCCCAAUCACACGACCAGCGAUAUAUGGCCAUCAUACUGACCCAAAACGGUAGUCUGCAGAUCUGGUACCGGCUGAACCGAGAGAGCGGUCCGGAUAUCUUCAGCCCGAAGUCGGCCGGUCUAGCGGACGGUCGGUUCCACUGGGUCCGAAUGAACCGGGAGGGGAAGGAGCUUUAUGUGCAGAUCGACAGCACGGUGAUGCAGCGGUACAGCCUGUCUCCCGGCUCGGUUCUGACUCUGAUGAGGACGGUAACUCUGGGGAGGAUCCGGGGAAAUGACAUCACUGAUGAGGAAGUGGUUCGUGCCGGAUCGAGAGGGCUCAUUGGCUGUUUGUCCUCUGUCCAGUUUAAUGAAGUUACCCCUCUGAAGGCGGCCCUACAGAACCGAGCCAGCUCAUUGGUCAGCAUACACGGCAAACUGGAGGAGUCCAGCUGUGGGAUCCCGCCCAGCACACACACCCAGACAACCACACACACACUCUCAGCAGAUGAUUCAUCUAAAUCAGACCGAGGGAAAGCGCCGCUGAAGAAAGCCGAGCAGAAUGACUCAGCACUGAUAGGAGGAGUGGUGGCUGCCGUGGUGUUCAUAACUCUGUGUGCGCUGGUGGUGAUAAUCCGGUUCCUCUACCGGCACCGGCAGACUCCAGAACCGCCGGUGAUCAGCAGCAAGAGCCAGCAGCCCAGCAUAGAGCCCCCAACCUACCGGCUGGACCUGGACCCUCACAAAGCGAACCGGGUCAGUAAGGAGUACUUUAUCUGAGGGCUGACCGGACUGUACCGCUGCUUGUGCGCCGGGAUCACGGACAGCCUCUUCGCACGAGGGAGUGUGAUACCGACGCCGACUCGUGCCCUCUGACCCCCUGCCACCAUCUUUAUCAAUACAGGCGUCCAAUCACAGGCGGCCCCUGAGUCUCUGUCCGGGUUAGACAGGACUGCGGGUUUUACAGCUGGGAUCCAAAUCUGGCUAACGGAAAAAAUGCUGAUGGGAGGAACUUUAACUUUAACUUUAACUUUACGGACUUCAGAGAACAAAGUGGCUUUAUUUACGGAUUUAUGGAUUUUUUACGCGCUGUAUGAUACUUUACUGAAAUACGUUAGGAUGCUGCACUCGAUUCCCGACCCACGAACAUCUCAAGCAAAGCCCAAAACUGGACUUUACCUUCAAUACUGAGCCAAAGCGAACUGUGGCUUCUAGCUUCCAGACAGAACAUGGGUUCUCCAUCGCUAACGGACUUGAACCAGAACUAAUGAUGGAGCGCAGAGAGGUGGGGACUGUGGUUUAGUGGCUAAAUUGAGGUUCAGGCUCAAGGUUUAGACCCAUUUCACACUGAUUUGAUGAGAUGACUAAUAAGUUUCACUGGUUUGAAACCCAGGUCAUGCUCCUUCAGCAUCAGCAGCCGGAGUCUGAGAGAGCAUGGUUGGUCACACUAUUCCUGAGUGAGUGGAUGAUGCUCUCUUUCCUCCCAGGCGUCUGCUGAUUGGUGUAUCAGAUCCUCAUGGGGCAUUUGCCGCCUAGUGAUGCUGAAUUGGUGGCAGAGAGCACCCCUAUAUACCCAGAGAGAGUACGUAGGUUUUGACUGCUGAUGGCUGAAUAUUUAUGUUUUUCUGACUUUUAUAUAUAUAAUUUCACAAACUGUACUACAGAACCCACCAAUCAGGACUAAUUAUUCGUUCUUUGAAUAGUCUAAGAAAAGCAUGUCAUUGCUGGGGACUCUAAACUGUCCAGCAGACUAAAGUGCUGCCACUAAUUGUCUCAGUAUCACCGGUUUGAAUCCUGGGUAAUGCUUCUUGCCAUCAGCAGCCGGAGUCCGAGAGAGCACAGGCAUCUGUUAGCUGAUGUAUUCAACCUGCGGAUCCUCCAGGUAUGCUGGUUACCUAGUGAUGCUACAUCAGUGGCAGUUGGAAAAGAAGCAGAAUUUUACAUUAUAUGCAUCGGAGGAGGCAUGCGCUAGCCUUCACCCUAAAAAAUGGCAACUUUACUAAAGUCAAUUUCAAGAUUUCAAUUGGAGGAUUUCUAAUGAUCAAUUCUUCACGAAAUUAUGUUACUACUCCCCGAUUUGUAUCAAAAAGUAAAAACAAAGAUAUAUUGUUUAUGUAUGACAGUGGUAAAAUGUUUUGAUAUAAAAUUAUAGAGUACCAGUCAAAAGUCUGAACACACCGAAUCACAGCAAUUCAAAUUUACACCUCUAGCUGAGGGGUCUGAAGCUCUGGGUCUGAAGCUCUGGGUCUGAAGCUCUGGGUCUGAAGCUCUGGGUUUGAAGCUUUGGGUCUGAAGCUCUGGGUCUGAAGCUCUGGGUCUGAAGCUCUGGGUCUGAAGCUCUGGGUUUGAAGCUUUGGGUCUGAAGCUUUGGGUCUGAAGCUCUGGGUUUGAAGCUCUGGGUCUAAAGCUCUGGCUCUGAAGCUCUGGGUCUUUUUCCAGCACAUCAGAGCAGCGUUAGCUUCAUCCACCCCCUGCCUUAACUCAGCCCGACCUGCGAGCCCACAGCCCGAAUCUGCCUGAGGCAAAACCCUGCUACCAUAUUCCUUACUGAAGUGCAUUAAAUCCCCCGACGGUAAGAGCAGCCCUGUCAUGCCCUCUACGAAAAUAACCCGCCUUUCUUAUUGAGAACGAUUUCUUUCAGUCGGGGUUUGGCUUUUUCUAUAUGGCUAUUGUUGUAAAUGACUGUUGUAUAUCGAUUUCAUAAAUAUAUUUAAUAAAAAGAGCUUUUUUAUA
Messenger RNA from Astyanax mexicanus (Mexican tetra), 6042 nucleotides. RefSeq names its product contactin associated protein family member 5 like (gene cntnap5l). The coding region runs from base 169 to 4089 and encodes 1306 amino acids. The transcript has 24 exons. The record is from RefSeq and is a predicted model, not a curated record. NCBI's taxonomy places the organism in Eukaryota, Metazoa, Chordata, Actinopteri, Characiformes, Acestrorhamphidae.